CAACAAACUUACCCAUGCGAUACGCCCUCUACUAAUAAAUUCAGUUGCAGAGAGUUCGGAAGUCUCAACGAUCCUUCAAUUGAGCGUCAGAGGUAACACCCCGAGAUUCUGCAUUGACGAGACAAUAUUUGCCCUCCAUGUUUCUCAAUCCGCCGGAGUAUCUUGUCACACUGCAGAGCAACGUGCGAGCACGACCGAUCUCAUGGGAGGGGGCUGUACGAGCCAAGACACUCAGUGAGGCCGAUCUCAAGAAGAUCCGAAGCAUUGAUAAGGUCCGGAAAGAGCAGCGAAAACAGACGAUUGAGGCAGAUGUGCAGGUGUACACAGAUCUGCUUCUAGGGAAUGAUGGGAACAAAAGCAUUUUCGAGAGUGCAGUGAAGCGGACGGAUAUCGUACAAUACAUGCUAGUUCUUACCGGCGAUUUGAUCGAUGAUGUACCUGCAUUGUCAGAUUCACUGGUCAAGCAUGCGCAUCCAUUCCAACCUUUCCUGCCAUUGCUGAAGCAAUCAAGUAAUUCCGAGGAUCCAAUUCCACUACUCGCGUCAUCCGUCCUUACCUCCAUUCUCGCGCACGCGAUCGUCGCUCAGCCAAAGUCAACACCAGAGAUCCAUGACGCACUUCCGAAGCUAUACUCAUACAUAGCCACCCUUUCCAACACAUCAGAUGCAGAUCUGCAGGACAUUGCCGUACAGGAAUACAGUGCUAUGCUUCGCACCGUUAGUGCACGGAAGCAAUUCUGGGACCAGCGGAAGGAGACACUGACUCCACUCGUUGAAGUGUUGCGCAAGGCAACAGGCGGAAAAGACUCUGAUAGCACGGUUUUCAACGGAACAUCUGCUGGAUCAAGCAUUCGGACACUGGCUCAGUCCAACAUCAAGGUCAGUGGUGUCAGCCUCCGCUUGUUAUAUCAUAUUCUACUGGUUGUCUGGCAACUUUCAUUUGAGGGCGAGCUUGUUGGAAAGGGUCUGGACGAGGAGCACGAUAUCAUCCCGCUCUACACACAGCUAGUCCGUGUCUCGCCGACAGAGAAGACUACCAGACUUUUGCUUGCCACUCUCAACAAUCUGCUGUCGACCAAUAAGGCGACUCUUAUGCCAGCAGCCCUGCCCGCCAGGCUUCCGUACAUUCUCACAAACCUCAAGUCACGAAACUUGACAGAUCCGGAUCUACUGGAGGACUUGGACAACCUUGUAAACAUGGUUGAAGAAUACACAAAGACGCAGACCACAUUCGACGAGUAUUCAUCUGAGGUUCAAUCCGGUCAUCUGCGCUGGUCUCCACCUCAUAAAGACCAGGCUUUCUGGAGAGAGAAUGCAUUGCGCGUAAUCGAGGAAAACAAAGGUGAGCUAUGUAGGAAGCUCGCUGAGAUUCUCGGCAAGGAUUGGCAAAACGACAAGCAGGUUCUCGCAAUUGGCUGCAGCGAUGUCGCAUAUCUGGUCAAGGAGUGCCCCACAAAACGUCAGCAGUUGGAAAAAUUCGGCCUGAAGACGCGGAUUAUGGCAUUGAUGCAGGAUGAGAAUGAGACCGUCAGGUGGGAGAGCUUGCGCGCCGUUGGAGAAUGGUUGCGAUACAGUUUCGACUCACAAUAGCCGUGUCGGGGCUAAUCGCCGCACCACAGUGUCCCCGGCUGCCGCUCUGUGUUCCUACCUAGGUAGCUGUUAGUGUCAUUAUGGAUAUUAUCUUCCUACACUUCCUUUUUGUGUACCUCGACCAUCGCCGGUCUUUCAGCUUUACUCUCUUUCAGAUUAUCAAACUCGAUUUAUAAUGUGUAUACGACG
Molecule: messenger RNA, 1778 nt
Organism: Dissoconium aciculare CBS 342.82
Lineage: Eukaryota; Fungi; Ascomycota; Dothideomycetes; Mycosphaerellales; Dissoconiaceae
Product: ATPase, V1 complex, subunit H
Exons: 1
Coding region: 138-1589 (483 amino acids)
Biological process (GO): proton transmembrane transport
Cellular component (GO): vacuolar proton-transporting V-type ATPase, V1 domain; fungal-type vacuole membrane
Molecular function (GO): proton-transporting ATPase activity, rotational mechanism
Source: RefSeq, a predicted model, not a curated record